AUGUCGAACUCGGCAGUUUCCUUGUAUCUCGAUCCUCAAAUCCGUGAUUGGGUGUUGUUUCCAAUUACGGUGGUUAUGAUUUUAGUGGGUAUUCUGAGGCACUAUGUUGUGCUUUUGCUGCAAUCCCCACCAAAAAAGCUGCCAAGAGCUGCCAUACGCGAACAACGCGCCUUAGCGCGCUCUCAGAUACUCCGGACGACUUCCGCGAAUUCUCCUAUACCACCGACAUACUAUCACUCCAUUUCGCAGCACUUAUCCCAAGCCUUCGAGGAUGGAACAUAUCUCAAAGACGGACCUCCCAAGAGCGACUCUGCAGCACCUGCACCGCCAAACCCACUUACUGACCCUGCAAUGAUGGACGGCAUGAUGUCUGGGAUGAAGACACAGAUGGUGAUGAUGGUACCUCAGAUGGUCAUCAUGGGCUGGAUUAAUUUCUUCUUCCAAGGGUUCGUCCUCAUCAAGUUGCCAUUCCCUCUGACUCUCGGAUUCAAGUCCAUGCUUCAACGUGGAGUUGAGACACCUGACAUGGAUGUUCGGUGGGUAUCAUCGCUCUCGUGGUACUUCCUGAACUUCUUCGGCCUGAAUGGCCUGUAUCGGCUUAUCCUCGGCGGUGAUAAUUCUGCCGACUCCUCGCGAGAGAUGACGACACCCUUCGCUGCUACUGCCGCCCCACAAGGUCCACAGGUGCAGGACUUCAACAAAUUGUUCAAAGCAGAGCGGGAUAACUUGCAGUUUGCCGAGGGCUUGUAUGCCUGGAUAGGGCAGGACGUGGAAGAUAGGAUACUCACAAAAUACGGCAGAUCGCCAGAUGUAAUGUUAUGA
This is a messenger RNA of Sparassis crispa, 822 nucleotides long. Its product is annotated as ER membrane protein complex subunit 3. The record is from RefSeq and is a predicted model, not a curated record. NCBI's taxonomy places the organism in Eukaryota, Fungi, Basidiomycota, Agaricomycetes, Polyporales, Sparassidaceae. Gene Ontology annotation, cellular component: EMC complex; membrane. The transcript has 6 exons. Bases 1 to 822 code for a protein of 273 amino acids. Gene Ontology annotation, biological process: protein folding in endoplasmic reticulum.